Molecule: messenger RNA, 3153 nt
Organism: Colletotrichum higginsianum IMI 349063
Lineage: Eukaryota; Fungi; Ascomycota; Sordariomycetes; Glomerellales; Glomerellaceae
Product: TBC domain-containing protein
Exons: 3
Coding region: 1-3153 (1050 amino acids)
Source: RefSeq, a predicted model, not a curated record
AUGGAGCCGGCGCUACAGCAACGGAAUCCUACAGUCGAAAACAACACGGAGCUGACGCAUGCCCAAACCGAUUCGAGGCCCGCUGCCGCCGCCGCCGCCGACGACGACCACCGGGAGACGCCCAAAAUGUUGGCCCACGAUUCCAUGGUGACGGUCAGGCUAUCCGAGCCGCCUGCCUUGACCCUCGAUACCAACGUUGGCCCAGAUUCGCCCCCGAGGAGGAGACCCAGCACUGUUCGAAUCGAAAGAUUGCCAUUUCCGGUCGAAGAAGCAGACGAAGCUGAAGCAAAGAACCUGCGUGAGGACGACAUCAACGAUACACCGCCUAGUGACCCGGCCACGCCAUUGCCUGUUACAGCCGCCGCCAAGAGCCUCCAAGACGAGCUGGUGGGCUGCGAGGAGAAGAAGGACGAAGCGGACGAAGACCUGGCGACUUCAGUGCAAGCUCCAAGGGACCAGGGGGGACACGAAAGCCAGCACGUCCACGACGAGGACAACGAAGAAGACGAAGACGAGGAGGUAAAUUGGGACGAAUUGCAAAAAUCAGAAGCACAAGAGCCUAGGGACGCAGAUACAGACAGAUCGACAGCCAUGUUGCUGGCUAUGCUGGAGCAGGAAAACGACAAGUUGGCUACGAACCCGAAAAGCAUCAAAGUACAGGCUGUUGAACAAGUCGCCGCUUCCAGUCGCCCCAGACCACCAUCAAUGGCACAACUACGACACAUGGUUCAUGGACCAACGCCCCCUGCCCUGCGAUACUCGAUGCUUCCGCCCCCGCCGAUGACCGACCUCGAGUUCUACGCCGCGCUGGUCAAAGACUACCAGCAGACGGCCGCUCGACUGCCGACUCUCCUCUCGAACAAGAUCCGCAAAGGCAUUCCACCUCCGCUGCGAGGAGUCGUGUGGCAGAGUAUGUCGGGCGCCCGCGACUCAACGUUGGAAGAGCAAUACGAACGGUUCACUGGCGAGUCAAGCCCUUACGAACCCAUCAUUGGCAAAGACCUCGGACGGAGUUUCCCUGGCGUCGAUAUGUUUCGCGACCCCGAAGGCGACGGACAACGCAUGCUCGGCAGGGUACUAAAGUGCUUCAGUCUCUACGAUACAAAGAUUGGUUAUUGCCAAGGGCUGGCUUUUCUCGUUGGCCCGCUGUUGAUGCACAUGCCCGACAAGCAGGCGUUUUGCGUAUUGGUCCGUUUGAUGGAACGAUAUGAUCUGCGCAGCUGUUUCCUGCCAGACCUGUCAGGACUGCAUGUGCGCAUCCACCAGUUUCGAGAGCUUCUCCAAGAACACAUGACGCCAGUGUCGAAUCAUCUGGAGGACCUCCAGGUCGACCCUGCCUACGUUUCACAAUGGUUCCUCAGCUUUUUCGCCGUUACAUGUCCCCUGCCGAUGCUGUUUCGCAUCUACGAUGUUAUCUUUGCAGAGGGGGCCCCGGAGACCCUCAUGCGGGUCGCCCUAUCCCUGAUGCAGAAGAACCAAGCCCGGAUAUUAGCGUGCACCGAGCUCGAGGAUGUCAUGCAACUUCUCCUUUCGAGGGGUCUGUGGGAUUGUUAUCAUUACAACGCAGACGAGUUUGUCCAGGAUUUUGUCAGUCUAUCGGGCGUUGUCACUCGAGAGAAGCUGCUGCAAUUGGAGCAGGGGUACCGAGACGCGCAAAUCGCUAGCGCAAAUGCGGCGCGUUCCUCCGACGUGACCACUGCAGCCUCCCGAUUCCUCGGCCGCAUUUGGGCUUCCUCCACCAUCAUCUCCCCGAAGUCCUCCUCCACCCUCAGCCCGGGCCUCACCGCUCCGUCACGGCCCAUGAGCAUGUUGCGUAGGAGCACCUCCAAGCAGAGCCUGGCCUCCACCCUCAAUUCGAUGGAGGCCAGUUCUGUCAGUGUUCUCAGCUCUGCAUCCACCGAAGCCACCACCGUGUCCCGAGAUUCAUCAAACACUACCGACGACUAUUCAUCCAUCCGCGAGUCGACGCCCAUCCCUGGCGGCAAGGCGCUCCAUGGCAACAGCGGCAAGAACAACAAGGAGAACGCCCUGCACACCCAGAUCGAGGACCUUCUCACCGCCUUGACCGAGUUGCAACGAAACCACGCCCAGCUCGCGAGCGAACUACAAAAGGAACGGGAACAGCGCGAGGAGGACAAAAAGGCCGUUCGGUCCUUGCUUGACGGACUGCGCAAAAAGGCCAGCAACGACUCUGUCAGCACCGAUGCGAGCGUCGAUACUCUCAAAGCGGCCGAUGACCCCGCAACCGAGGCACGCGAGGGAGGCCAGGGAGACGUGUCCACUGCCAAGGCUGGCGGGCAGGAUGGACCCUCGCCAGAGGACCUAUCACAGCUUCUUGAUUCUGUCGAGGAGAGGUUCGGCCGUCAUGGUAGUAGCGAUCGCAGAGUAUCCCUAGGGAGGGAGUCAAGAUCAGAGAUGCAGCAGGAGCUACAACAGCUCAAGGACCAGCUCGCCAGUGCGGUGUCGCAAUCGCAGGAUUACAACCGGAAGAUUCACGAUUUGGACCAGGAAAUAUCAACCCUGAAAGACCAAGUGCGCGAAUCUCACUCGCACGCACGCAUCCUUCAUCAAGACAAGCAGAGGCUGGAGAAACAAAUACACACCAUGAGGGCGCGGGCAUCGGCCGCCGAAGCGGAUAGUAAUACUCAGCCAGACAGCGAUGGGCCCAUGCGUAAGAGCUCUGCUAGUGGUGCAAGCGGCCUGAGAGAGUUGAAGCUUGGUAGGAGCAAGUCGACACCGUCUCAAGCUGGGUUGAUCUUGAACAAGCGGUCGUCGUCUCUGCCGAAGCCUCACGACUCGACGCCCCCUUCAGCUACGCAGGCCCCUCUCCCUCCUGCGCCACCGCCGCCGCCGCCAAUAGACGAUCAACACGAGGCGUUGUUGCUGGAGCUCGUUCAGGCCAAGACCGCCGAAGCUAUUGCCAGGCAAGAGGCCGAGGAGACCAAGCAGAAGCUGGAAAGUCUGCGCAAGGCGUACGGCGCGGCGGCGGCAGAGACAUCACCGGCGGCGGGGUCGGCUGCAUCAGCCGCCAUGGGCGUCUUUGGUCGCCUCACCGGCGCUGCUACGGAGCCCGCUAAACCCGCCUCGCCCGCGACGACGCCAGCUGUUGCCGGCGCGGCGGCGGCGGGAGGAUUCUGGGGUUGGAGGAGAUAA